AUGGAACGCUCGCUCCUAGAAACCCUUCAGUCCCAACCCUCCUGGGUUCUCGUCUGCUUGUCCCUGGGUACACUCUCAACGUUUAGAUUUUUCAUAUCCAUCCUCCAAUUGGUUUACAUCUUCCUCCUCUCAUCGAAGAAUCUCAUCGACUACGGACAGUGGGCGAUUGUCACCGGUCCAACCGAUGGGAUUGGCAAGGCCAUGGCGUUUGAGCUGGCCCGGAGAGGUCUCAAUCUCGUCCUCGUCGGCCGGAAUCCCGACAAGCUCAGCCGAGCCUCAAGCGAAAUGAAGGCCGAAGUACCCGGCGUGGAGUUGAAGACUGUCGUCAUUGACUUGUCCGGCGACCUCAGUGAGGGGAUAAGAAAUCUGAAAGACGUUAUCAAGGAGAUCGACGUGGGGAUUCUGGUGAACAACGCAGGGCUUUCACAGAAAAAGCCGAUGUUUUUCCACGAGAUUGAUGAGGAGAUGUGGGGGAAAAUCGUGAGAGUGAAUCUGGUCGCGCCGACGGUCGUCACCGCGGCGGUAUUGCCGAGUAUGCUUCAGCGAAGGAGAGGUGCCAUCAUCAACAUUGGCUCCGGAUCGACAGUGAUUCCGUCGUUCCCGCUCUAUGCUGUAUAUACCGGGACCAAGGGGUAAGCUCUCUCCUCCAUCUUCGGUUUGUAUAUGAACCUGGUGAGCUCCAGCUUACGAGGUCUAACCCGAGCUUUGGCAAGCCCAGUCUAGUCCAAGCUAAACUUUAGUUCGUAAUUUGUUGAAUAAUUUUAGCUUGUACUGUGCUUAGUUUCCUGCAGGAGAGAUACUACUACUAUAUAAAUAUAAUGGGGAACACCUAGACCCCGCCAUUACUGUCCUCUUCGGGACCCUUCACCUGGACACGGACCAUGUUGUUUACUUUCCUAUUUCCCUCCCAUUACAUAUGUGGCAGCCGGCCCUACAUCAUGAUAAUUACUCGUCCGUCUUGGUUCACGUCUUAAUCCAUGGAUUGGGAUUUUCGGCUUCUCUUCUUAAGUCUUUAAUUUCUGGUCCCAAGGCUUAUAUUUUAUUUAACAGAGGUUAGGUUUAUCUCUUAACGCAACAUACAUCUUUUGACUUCUUUUCCAAUAUGUCUUCGCUCAUUCUUCUGGUUUUGUUUCUCCCUUUGUUAUUUUGACUCAUCCAAAGCUGCGGAGUCAUGCUUGUAGUUCUUUCACUUUCACAAGGGAUAUUAUUAACCGUUUUAUCGCGAAACCUGUGAUUCUUUUAUUUGUUUGAAAGAAUGUGAAAAGAAUCAUGUGUUUCCUAUGACAAAGGGAUCUCAGCCGUAUUUCUUCACAGAUCAGAUAUCGGUUUUCCCUGUCUUUGGUACAGUAUCUGUUAGGGUACAUUAUUAAAAGAUUGGGCAACGAAAUAAUAGUAGAAAGAAUAAUCUUCUCAGUCAUUCUCUGUAGAUAUUUCGCUAAUAAUUUAUUUUCUUUUUUCAACACGAAUUUCUGAUUCGGUUGAAACAUUUGCACUUCAAAGCUACUGGUAAAACCAUCCCUAAAUUUUACUUUACUAUGUAUUUGAAAUAAUAUUAUUCAGGCAAAAAAAAUACCUGUAAAGAAUGUCCUCAGUUGAAAAGUCAAGAUGCGCACAAUACUUUGAAAGGCUAAUGAAACUUGAGGAAUGCAUAAAAUAGAAAAAAAUUGGCCUAGUAGAAGCCUGCUAGAAUAACUUAUAACCAUUAUUUUCUUAGUUCUAUUUUAUAUUUUUUUGGGAUAAUCUAGUGCUUGGAAUUCUUUGACAUUUAUCAGGUACAUUAGUAGUCUUUCUAAGAGUUUGCACGCCGAGUACAAGCAGAGUGGGAUCCACGCCCAAUGCCAGGUUAGCAUAAUGUUGUACCCUUAUUCCUCAAGACUAAAUAUAAAUCAAUGGAUCACUUGCAGUACAACCUGCAUGUUACUACAUUCCUCUAUUUCGUCAGUAAGAUUGAUGCUUGCGAGGGGAGAUUAUUUUGAUAAUGUACGUACAGUGACAUCCGCAGGGCUGGCUAGUGGGUGUGACAUUAUCUAGCUUGAGCCCCGAUGACUUUUAAAAGGCCUAGGGCUCUGUCGUUAAAGCAUGCGAAAAACAGUAGUUCUAGGACACAGAUCAUUUGAAGCCUUGAAUCGGGGAAAAUAAGUCAGACCUGAUCGUCGUUUGUACACAUGGUACAUGGACAUUACUGAUGCACUCACAAAGAGAGAGAGAGAGAGAGAGAGAGAGAGAGAGAGAGAGAGAGAGAGGGAGAAUUGGGGGUUGGGGCAUGUCUGAAGAUGGUUCCUACCAAACUCCCACGCCGGUAUUGAGUGGUCUGUGCCUACUGUCUGGGAAUCUAGUUAAAGUAGGCCUUCUACAGGAGUAUUUCACCAGUAGAUUGAUAAUAUACCCUAGAGGCGAACACAGUUAAUUCUUUCAUUCAGACGGUCCUUUAUGACAUUUAACAAUCCAAUUGACUAAAACGUGGCAUUGGGUAGGCAAGGAGAAUGCGGUCUAACUAAAGCCAUGGAUUCUAGUAAAUUUUUGCACUUAAAAUCAUUCGAACUAUUGAUUUGGUUUUAUUGUAAUAAUGGAUGUUAAUUUGCCGAUCAUCUGAAGUCAAGCCUAUUUGAGAAGGUUUCCGCUAGAUUAUUAUGCAGACGGGACUAAGCUUCAUACAGCCGAAAAGUUUGAGCUUUUAUGACCAUAAUAGCGCGGCUAUUUAGUGAAAGUCAGUUUGGAAGCGUAUCUAACGUUGUAUGCAUAAAAAAAUUGAAAAUUGUAUGCAUGUAUCCGUGAUUGAAAACAUCCAAGCACGAUCUGGCGUUGGAUUCUGUUGUAAAUUUCUUUUUUUUUCUUGCAGAUUCCGUUCUAUGUAGUCACAAAUAUAACGCCAACAUUGAGGCCAUCCUUCUUCAUUGCCACUCCAUCACAAUAUGCGUGUUCGGCGAUACGGUGCAUUCGUUAUGGGCCAGAAUGUAUACCUUACUGGUCUCAUUUUAUCCUAUAUUAUCUAGUUCAGCUAUCGCCAGCUGAUUGUAUUGUUAAUAGAGUGCUGUUAAGGUCUGCUCUUCAAAAAAGAAUGAGCAAUAUCUAUGGCAAAAAAGUAGAGUCUUUAUCUUAA
Spirodela intermedia is the source of this 3100-nucleotide messenger RNA. Lineage: Eukaryota; Viridiplantae; Streptophyta; Magnoliopsida; Alismatales; Araceae. The record is from the annotation of a GenBank genome assembly.